AUGGCACGCAUCCAGAUUCCCCUCGACGCCCUGACGUCGCGCCUGAACCUCGGCGACCGCUUCCAGGGCCUCCGCUCCGGUCCGCUCAGCGGCCGCUUCUCCAACCUGCGGCCCGUCUCCGAGUUCUUCGACUUCAAGCGGUUCUCGAAGCCCUCCAACUUUGGAGAGAUGCAGUCCCGUGUCAACUACAACCUCAGCCACUUCUCGAGCAACUAUGCCGUCGUCUUUGCCAUGCUGAGCAUCUACGCCCUGCUCACCAACUGGCUGCUGCUCUUCGACAUCAUCCUCGUCGUUGCCGGCAUGUUCCUCAUCGGCCGUCUCGAGGGUCGCGACCUGGAGAUUGGCACCUUCCGCGCCACCUCGUCGCAGCUGUACACGGGUCUGCUCAUUGUCGCCGUGCCUCUGGGUCUGAUUGCCUCGCCCUUCUCGACCCUUCUCUGGUUGAUCGGCGCUUCCGGUGUGGCCAUCCUCGGCCACGCCUCGUUUAUGGACAAGCCAAUCGAUGAGGCUUUUUCCGGGGAGGCGGAACUGGAUACGGAAGAUGAGGAUGACGCGGCUGCACGUGGCCUUGGGCUGUCGAGGCGUGGCACGCGGUUUGUUAGCGAUGAUCUUCAGUUCACAGGUAUAGACUUGGGCGAUCGGACAAGCGGCACGCUGCGCCGCCGGCGUUUUGGCGACUCGGAAACCGACGAGGACGGCUCCUCCUCUUCUCGAAGCGACGACAUUGACGAUGACGACAGCGCGUAUGGCGAAGAGCCCGCCGCGCUUGCUAUCGAGGACCGGGAAGAGGCAUUGGUGCAAUCGGCGCUCCGGCGAAUCAGCAAAGCCCAGGCAAAAGGCAAGGCCGAUGUCAAACUCAGCAAGGAAGAGCUCGGGGCUCUGGAGCGCAGACGCAAACGCAUGCAGGAAGAAGAGGAGAGGCGGAAACGAGCGUCGGGCAGUGGGAGCGAUCGCAGGAAGAAAAAGAAGGAGCAACGGGUUGCCGUACCGCUCUCGCAACUUGAACCCAUCUCCCGCAAGAAGACAACAAAGGCUCAGUCUCAAGCCCAGGCUCCUCCUCGACACGCAUCAGCUGGCGACCUACCUCAGGGCCACGGCUACCCACCGGUCGGGUUCUUUCCGCCUCCAUCCUCCUCUCGCACUAGGCCACGAUCCGGGACCACGUCUUCGAGGCCACCCAGUCGCGCCUAUGAUGAGCGCGGUUCAUCUCCGUUCCAAUACGAGUAUGCGCCGCGAGCAUCGACUUCCAACAGGCACGUCUCCGACUCGGUGGCUCGACCCCGCUCGUCUCGAGGCUCUCCACACGUGGAGGCUUCGGCUCUGGGAGCUCGCUCCAGCCUUGACCCUUUCCAGUUCCAGACGGCCGGCCCCCGCGCGGCGUAUGCUGCCAGUGCUGUUGGGCCAUCCAGACGGUACGUUUCUGGGCCCGCUGAGAUGAUGCACGACUCGCGUCGGAGGAGCGCGGCUCCUGGGAGCAGCCUUCACGGGUCUCGCCGCCAGAGUUAUGGCGAUGAGACGAGCGAGGAGAGUCAAAGCAGCGAGGACAGCAGCGACGACCGUGGCAAUGGGGCGCAUAUUGGGGAGCACUCGGGCAGGAGAGGGGACGUGGGCAUUGUGGUGGAGGUCUCGCCGGAGCGCGAGCCUGAGCCGCCGCCGCCUCUGCCUCCGCCGACCAAGAAGAAGUCGUCGUCGCCGGUCAAGAAGAAGUCGAGUUCUGGCAGUAGACGGAAGAAGAGAUAA
Molecule: messenger RNA, 1740 nt
Organism: Purpureocillium lilacinum
Lineage: Eukaryota; Fungi; Ascomycota; Sordariomycetes; Hypocreales; Ophiocordycipitaceae
Cellular component (GO): Golgi apparatus
Source: RefSeq, a predicted model, not a curated record